This is a messenger RNA of Strongylus vulgaris, 702 nucleotides long. Lineage: Eukaryota; Metazoa; Nematoda; Chromadorea; Rhabditida; Strongylidae. The record is from the annotation of a GenBank genome assembly.
GUCAUGAUCCUGAACGCUGUUCCUGCUAAAUUCGUUGUAGAGGGUGGAAGUAGUAGCGAAGAGGGAAAAGAAAACGAAACCAACGAACGACCAGUGCAUCCUUAUGAGGCACAGGAGGUUCAAAUUGCUGCAUUCAGAGGACCUAUCAUGAACAUUCCACCACCAAUGCUUGCUCUACAAGCCAGACAAAUGGCUUAUGCUCAAGCUGUUCGACAAUGGAGAAUGCGUCGUCUUCAACAAGCCAUCUAUGAACAGCAGAUGAUUCGUGAAGCCAUGGCCAGAGCUGAAUGGACAACUCCUCGCGAUUUGCAGAUGGAGAACCAGCGACGAGCUGCAGCCGAGGAAGAAUUGGCACGUUCCGUUGCCCAAGCUCGUUGGGAACAAACUCAACGCGCCCGAGCUGCUGAGGAAUACCAGGCUGAGAUGCAACGAGCUCAAUGGGCACAAGCUCAGCGUGCUAUGUGGGAACGAGCUCAAAUGAUGCAAAUGCACCAACAGAUGCACAACCUUAUGCAUGGACCAGUGAUGAUGUAUUGGCAACACCCAUGGUACAUUCUUCAGCAACAAAAACAACAACAACUACAACAACAACAGCAACAACAACAACAACAACAGCAACAGCCGCAACAACAGGCACGGGUAAUCUUGACACCUUGGCGCAAUGCUGCGCCAACAUAUGUGCCCUUAUGCAAAAUAGCUUGA